Molecule: messenger RNA, 1243 nt
Organism: Mesitornis unicolor (brown roatelo)
Lineage: Eukaryota; Metazoa; Chordata; Aves; Mesitornithiformes; Mesitornithidae
Gene: SSTR4
Product: somatostatin receptor 4
Exons: 1
Coding region: 1-1242 (413 amino acids)
Biological process (GO): cellular response to glucocorticoid stimulus; neuropeptide signaling pathway
Cellular component (GO): neuron projection; membrane
Molecular function (GO): neuropeptide binding; somatostatin receptor activity
Source: RefSeq, a predicted model, not a curated record
AUGAGCACGGACGCCCAGCAGCUCCCAGUGGGGGCCCAGGUGGCUGGCGUGCCCCUCUGGACCGUAUCCAGCUGGGCUGUCUCUGAGGUGCCCCCCAACACCAGUGCAGCCACAGGGGAGGCUGGCUGGCAGCAGGGGCAGGCAGAGUGGGGUGGCAAGGCAGGCGAGAUUGCCAGCAUGGUGGUGAUCCAGUGCAUCUACGCCCUGGUGUGCCUGCUGGGUCUGCUGGGCAACUCCCUGGUGAUCUUCGUCAUUCUGCGCUAUGCCAAGAUGAAGACAGCCACCAACAUCUACCUGCUCAAUCUGGCCAUCGCUGAUGAACUCUUCAUGCUCAGCAUCCCCUUUGUGGCCACGUCGGCCGCCUUGCACCACUGGCCCUUUGGCCGGGCUCUGUGCCGCACCGUUCUGGGCGUCGAUGGGCUCAACAUGUUCACCAGUGUCUACUGCUUGACUGUCCUCAGCCUGGACCGCUACAUUGCAGUGGUGCAUCCGCUGCGGGCAGCCACCUACCGCCGUCCUCGAGUGGCCAAGAUGGUCAAUGGGGGUGUGUGGCUCCUCUCCUUGCUGGUGGCUUCACCCAUUCCCAUUUUCGCCGGUACAGCAACCACCCGUGAUGGCCAAGCUGUGGCCUGCAACCUCCUGUGGCCAAGCCCAGCCUGGUCAGCUGCUUUUGUGGUCUACACCACCUUGCUGGGCUUCCUGCUGCCAGUGUUGGCCAUGGGGCUGUGCUACCUGCUGAUCGUGGGCAAGAUGCGGGCAGUGGCGCAGCGGGUGGGCUGGCAGCAGCGACGGCGCUCCGAGGGCAAGCUGACGCGCCUGGUGCUGAUGGUGGUCGCCAUGUUUGUGGUCUGCUGGAUGCCCUUCUACGUGGUGCAGCUGGUGAACCUCCUACUGCCCGGCCGCCUGGAUGCCACCAUCAACAAUGCCUCCCUUAUCCUCAGCUACUCCAACAGUUGUGCCAACCCCAUUCUCUAUGGCUUCCUUUCUGAAAAUUUCCGGCACUCCUUCCAUGGCGUGCUGCGCCGCUGCCUCGAUGCCAGCCUCUGCUGCUGCCACACUGGGCCAAGGGCCAUGGAAGAGGAGGAGGAUGAAGAAGAGCCCCUCGACUACUGUGCCACUCCCCGGGGAGAUGACAAGGGCAAGGGCUGCAUGUGCCCACCCCUGCCCUGCCAGCAAGAGCCCAUGCACCCUGAGCCCUGCUGCAAGCCUGGACCCCUCAUCGCAAAGACCACCACUUUCUAGG